Suillus plorans is the source of this 684-nucleotide messenger RNA. RefSeq lists its product as uncharacterized. Lineage: Eukaryota; Fungi; Basidiomycota; Agaricomycetes; Boletales; Suillaceae. The record is from RefSeq and is a predicted model, not a curated record. Bases 1 to 684 code for a protein of 227 amino acids. The transcript has 2 exons.
AUGGAGGCUUCACGAGGGCCUGGACGAGGAUCAUAUAUAUGGGGGCGAAGUGUCCAUAAUAUACGUAUUGAGCGUCUAUGGGUGGAUUUGACCAACGGAAUCGGCUCCAAGUGGAAACUUUUUUUUCAAGAUCUGGAAGUCAGCAGUGGGCUCAAUGUCGACAAUGUGCACCACAUAUGGCUGCUUCAUCAUUUAUUCCUUGAUGUCCUGGGACGCGAGAUUCAUGGCUGGGCUGAGGCAUGGAACCAUCAUAGGAUGAGUACCUAUGACCAUGGCAUGUCAAGCCCCCACGAAAUGUGUUUCCUCAGUAUGCUGCAGCAUGGUGCGCAUGGAUUUGAGGUGGCACCUACAUUUCAUCCUCCAGAGGACACCCUUCAAAGUGACGAAGCUGUUGCUGAGUAUGGGAUCAAUUGGGAUGGUGUAGACAACCAUGGUAUUCGCUCACAUCAUGACAUGGUCAACCAACCAGACCCUCUUGGCAACAACCCCUUUGUGGCCUAUGUUCCAGAGACCCUCAAUCUUAUUGAAGUGGACGAGCCCGACUGUCCAUUGUCUCCUGAACAACUUGCUCACCUACAUGCUCACUUGGCACAGUUUAUCGAUGACAGGACCAUUCACAGCAGGAGGCAUUUUUGGGAGCAAGCUUUGGCGAUGUGUAUUCACUUAAUGUCUUCGACAGAGUAA